AUGAUACUCGAGAUCGACGACUUCCGAGGGUAUCUGCACGACCUGUACCAAGACGGCAAGCUCGAGAUUCCCAUCAUGAUCUUCACCGCUGUGGUGGCUCUCGGGCCAAGUCUCCUGCGUUGCUGCAGGCAGCGCCCCUCCCCUUUGCUCGCGGGGGCCUCGCCUCCAGUGAGCAACGUGGACAGCGACGGGGAAGCGGGCCGCUCGGUGGCGGGGUCGUCGGACGAGUCCGAGCCAGCCAAGGACAUGCAGGAGAUGAAGGCCAUGAUGAGCAACUUGCUCGACGAGAUCACCAAAUCGAGGUCGGAGUCACCACGCGCCCCCCAGAGUCGGAGCGCCUCGUCGGCCGCGUCCCCUGGAGAGAGCAGUCACGCCGGCUGGGAGAGAGCCCCCAGCGUCAACACGGACUCCAGCAUGGACAUGCGUGUGGACAGGAUGACCGACCGGCUGAAGCGCUUCGAGGACACGAUCAAUGCGGGCAAGGCCUCUCCUGGAUGCAAGCCCUUGCAGGACGCUUCGUCCACGUCGGCCACGGCGGGAUCAACGACGUGCCCUACCAUCGACCUGGGGACGAAGGAGGCGCUGGAGGGCGCGGGGGUGAGCCUCGAGCCCUUGAGGGAGGAACUCCGGGACCCCAGGGAGCGGUUGCUGGCCAACCUCUCGAAGAUCGAUGCGCCGCCCACCUUCACCCUCCCAGCGGGCCUCACCUCCCGCGUGGCGCCCGAGCUGCUGGUCCAGACCUACGGGAAGUACGGCAGCAUGGUGAAGUUCGCGACGGACUGGGUUCGCCUCAAGGAGUUGAAUCGCAACCACGGCCACGAGAUGAUGGUGCAAUGCGUGACGCUGGACCGGAUGCUGGAGGCCUCGCCCGAGUUCAUCCAGACGGCGGGCUGCGAGAUCUUAUGCGCACGAGCUUAUGCUUUGAAGCGGGCGUCCAAGGACGCGGCAUGCAUCAACGACUGGAAGCAGCCCCGGGGCAGCGGGGCCAACAAGUGGAAGUCCAAGGUGCGCUGGGACCUCGCGAACGAGCUGGACUGGAGGUCCCUCGCGGAAGGCGAGGAGGCGCUCCCAGGCGUGGAGCGCGACUUGACGGCCAGGCUGCAGCAGAAGGCGCGCCUCCCGAAGCCGUUCCUCGAGACCGAGACCUUCUGCCGGGCUACUUCGAGGAGGUUACUGGAGGCGCGGCUAGCUUGGGGCAGCCAGGUGGCCGCGAUCAAGGAAGACGAGGACGCCGCCCUUCGGCGCGUCAUGGCCGGUCGGGCCUCGCCAUGCUCAGGCGAUGGGGCUACGGUUGCCCUGGGAAAGGAUUCAAAGGGAAGGGAGAUGCUACCAAAGGGCGCGAGGUGCUCCGUCGACGUGGAGGAACUGGCUCUUCCGCCGCCAGGGACCAUCCCUGCCAAGCUCGUGGACAUCUGCCCGCUGGCCGCCGAGUACUUCUCGGACGUUGCGGGGGGGAUGCUACGCGAGCCCAGCAAGGCCAUGGACGAGGAGCUGAAGGGCCAGAAGGUCUACCGAGAUCCGUCUCUUCGAUCGAGGGCGUCGCGUCUCCGCCUAGCCGAGAGGCUUUGGGAUGCGGGGAUGUUCGGGACCACCGACGAGCUGGACGAGGGGGUCUCGCUUUUCGGAGUCCUCAAGAAGUACCUGCAGGAGGAGGGGGGCCCCCUCAGCCCCGCCAGGCGCCAGGUGCGCGCCAUCUGGGACCAGAGGCGGGCCAACCUCCGCUGGCAGAGGCCCCCGCACGUGCCCCUCGGCAGCCCCGCGACCUUUGCUCACGUGGACCUCUCCAACCUGAGCGAGAGGGGCGUGGUCUACACUGGCGUGGGCGACAUCCCGGACAUGUUCUAUCGUUUGGAGACGCCGCCCGAUGUCUGGCCCUACUUUGUAUUGGAGGAGGUACCAGUCCACGAGUUCGUCGAAUGCAUGAGGACCAAGGGACGGGACUGCGUCAUCCCCGAUGGCGGGCCCUUCCUGGCGCUGAAGGUCCUAGUCAUGGGCUGGUCGUGGGCCCCGUUCUUGGCCCACUCUACGCUGCAGGCCUGCAUGGCGCGCGGGCUCGGGGAGGACUCCGUCGGUGCGCGUCUGGUCUAUGGGGCUCCGACGCCUCAACUGACCGGGCCCGAGGGGUUCGAGUCGGUGAACUGGGCGUACAUGGACGACUACGGGGCCAUGGCCACGUCCGCCAGCGUGCAGCAGCCGGCGAGCGAGGUCGCGAGCGGACUGACGGCCCGAGUCAAGCACUACUUGAGGCAGGUCGGGCUCCCCGUCCACAAGGAGACCGAAGGCGAGGGGCUCGAGUCGCUGGGGGCGGUCAUCCGAGGCCGACCCUACUCCGUCUCAGCCGAGACCGACCGCACCUGCGGCCUGGCUCUGGUGACGCUGCGGCUGGUAGAGCGGACGUACUGGACCGCGGAGCUCCUCGAGUGUGUCGUGGGGUUGUGGGCGUGGGCGGCCAUCUUCCAGCGCACGGGCCUCGCCAUCUUCGACCAGGUGUACCACGAGAUGAGACGUCCCGAGACCGCCAAGACGCCGUUCCGACUGACGGACGCGGCAAGGUGGGAGCUGACUACAAUGGCAUACUGCGCACCCCUCUUACGUACGGAUCUCGAAGCUCCGUGGCUCUCGCAGGUGUUCAUGACGGACUCCAGCGACACGGGCUACGGAGCGGCGGUCACCGACGCCUCGCUGGAGGAGAUCAGGAAGGACGCCCGUUACAGCGAGAUGAGGGGAUGGACGAUCGCCGCCGAGGAUAUUUACACAGCCCAGGAGGAGGACGCCUGGGUCCCCCACGCUGGGGGGUGUACCUACGACGUCGACGAGCUUAUCGAGGCAUCGACUGCACCGCCGCCGCGGGUAAGCCGGAGGGUCUACCGGGUGCUGCACCUCUUCGCGGGCAGGCGCCGGGAGGGGGAUCUAGAGGAGGCCAUCCACUCGCGGGCGGAGCGCGACGGCUACGAGGUCGAGGUCUGGUCCAUCGACGCGGUGAUCAACCCGAAGCACGACCUCACCAACGACGAGUUCGUCAGCUUGAUCCUGAGCCUGGCGCGCGACGGGUACUUCCACGCAGUGAUCGCCUCGCCCCCACGUUCAACUUGGAGUCGGGCUCGCUUCCUGGAGAAGGGGCCCAGGCCCUUGCGGACGCGCCUCGAGCCUUGGGGGCGGAGCGACAUGUCAUUCACAGCCUUCGAGCGCUUCCGCCUGGACCUAGGGUCGCGCCUUUUGCUGUCGGCCAUGCAGGCGGUCCGCGAGGUAUGUCGAGCUGGAGGCCCAGGCUUGAUGGAGCACCCUGCGGACCCAGAGGAGGACCCACGCCCGUCAAUCUGGAACCUACCCGAGAUGGCAUGCCUCCUCGAGGAGACGGGCGGGAGGAUCAAUCGGAUCGACCAGUGCCGCUACGGAGCCCCGUCGAUGAAGCCGACCAUGAUUGGCAUCUUCGGGUUCUACGACGACGCACUGGACCUCGCCGCGGACCGUCUCCGAUUGAGGUGCAACCACCGAGGGAGGCGUCAGGCAGUACUCAAGGGACGGGUGGAGCGCGGCCGUCCCGAUUUCUGCACCGCUUCCGCCCAGGCGUACCAGCCGCCGCUGUGCGCCGCGCUGGCGGAGGUGAUCAUCGAGGCGUUCGCCCGCAUGACGAAGGAGAUGAGGGGCCCCGAUCCGACGGGCUCGCGUGUGUCUCCAUCCACUUCGUCCUUCGGCCCACCGAGGUCACGAUCUACGCGACCUGGGCCGCGCAUGUACGGGAUACGCUGGUGGGUAGCUGCCAUGGUAUUGGAGGCAGUCCACCCUGUUGGAGCGGUUCGCCCGAAGCCACCCAGGGCGGGGGACAUCCCCCUGCAGAAGCGAGGGCCACGGGCGCGGGAGAACUACGAGAAGGAGCCGCACCGGGGCAUCAGCGAGGGCGGCUUCACAAGGCUGCUUACCCACUCCGUGGCGGACGUCACUGCGGCGCAGUGGGCCCCGAAGGUUCGAGACUUUCUUAGCCACUGCGUCGACAAGGGUUGGGAGCUGCGGUCCGCGAACGCCGUGGACCACGCCCUGGCCGACUACGUGGACAUGAAGUGCUACAAGGAAGCUGUCUUCGCCAUCGCCAUCUACUUCUUCGAGGCGGGGCUCCUGGAUGAAGCCAUCUGGACCCUCGUGCAGUACGACGUCUACGGGCGGGAGCAGGACAUGGAGAUGCUACGCGAGGCCGACAUCAUUUGGGAUGGCCGAUGCGUGGGCCUCCUGUUUGGCAUCUCGGCCCGAGGCGAGGAGGGCAGGACGGGCAGCAAUCAAGGAGUCGUCAUCCGCCGCGGCACGGUCGCGAGCCUCAUCCUGGCCCUGAAGGGCGUCAAGAAGAAUGCCACGGGGCCCAUCUUCGGCCCCAAGCAGGCAGGCUUCCGCAAAGAGUGGCACCGCGCAUGUCGCUCGCUUGGGAUGCCCUGGGCGCCGCCUCCGCACGGGCCCCGCCACUCGGGGCCCAGCGAGGACGUGGCCCGAGGACGGGCCAGCCUAGAGCAGGUGCGGAGGCGGGGCAGGUGGAAGGCAUUGUCCAGCGUCAAACGGUACUCCAAGACGUUCGCCCUCACGCAGUUCCGUGCACAAACGCCGAAGAAGGUGCUGGACGUGGGCUUCCGUGCGACCUCGGACCUAGUUGCCGAGAUACUCCGUGCGAUAGAGUCCCGCACCAACUACAGCAAGCAGCAGCAGCAGCAGCUGGUCGACGGCAUCAGGACGAAUCUGAAGACGAAGAAGGUGAAAGAUGUCGCCGCAGAGCUCUUGAUGCUGGGACCCACCACAAAGCAGAAGCAGAAGACCACCACCAACAAGAAGUCCACCAAGGGUGACACAAGCUGCCCAGAGUCCGACGACCUCUACUCCGACGAGACGUGGGGAGAGGGCAGCGCUGCUGGCAUGUCGCAGCCAAGUGCAGUCCAGCUCGACGGGUUUGGCGUGGCAGACGGCGACGUGGCAGCUGGUCCCAACAAGAUGACGUGCUUCUUGUGUGAGCAGGAAGAGUUCUGCACCAAGGAGUGGCGCGGCAUCGUGCUCUCUGCGCGGCGCUGGAAUGCGGUUCGAGCCCAUCGCUUGCAGCUGAAGGGCAACGCGAAGGCCCUCAAGGAGGCUGCAGACAAGGUGCAAGCGCAUCCCGACGAAUGGCGAGCUGAGGUGAAGCCAUACAUCCAGAAUGACACGGCAAGUCGUAGGGUCGCUCGUGCUCAGACGCAGCAGAACCUCGUUGUGCAGCAUUCGGCCGACAUGACGAUCGAGUCGAAGCGCCAGGGGAAGAAGACGGAGUACUUCUCGAAGCGACGCUUGAAGUCAUACAGAGCCUUCUGGGACAUGGUAGACUCAGAUGGCGCCAGCGAGGAGUUCGACAUGAUGCAGGAGGCAGAUCCCCACUACGACAGCGACGGUGAGCCGAUCCAGUCCAUCAAGGCCCGCAAGUACGAGAGAGAGGAGAGUGGCCGCGACAAGAGGACGGGCAAUGUGAGGCAGCGCAUUGUGGAUGACCACGGUGGCGGCUCUGAGCCUGCCGUGAGCCCAGGCGCCGAUAUUCGUCGAUUGAUUGGCCUCGGUGACCUCCCGUCUGGCCACUUGGAGCAGAUUCCUCGAGGCAGUUCGCCAUUGCGAAGCUUGCCCACGGCCAAGCGCGUCAAGCUGGAUGACGAUGUAGCAUCGUCGAAGGCCAAGGCCCCGAGGAUGGACAUCAAGACGAAGAUCGAGGAGAUCGCCGAGAGCUGCACGAACCUGCUGAAGAAGCACACUGGUGCGAAGCCGACUUCGAAGAAGCUGCAGGCCCUCGUGAACAAGCACAAGCAGCAUGUGGAUGCUCCAGAUUGCUCUACGAUCAUCAUGGGCUUCGCGACGCACGUGGCUGAGGUUGAGAACAUCAAGGGGCCGUCGCUGAGCAGUCUGAAGCUUGACGGCGUGGAGGCUCUCAAGCUGAGGGCGGUCGAGGUGACGUCGAAGCUCGAUGAUCUAGAUGCGCAGGCCAAGAAGAAGAUGACUACGUUCGGCGUCGUGGACUCGACCGCCAGGAAGGCGCAGCGCACGGGGCACGUGGCAGUGCGCCACCAGAAGAGCAAGGUCAAUUGGACAAGCGAACUCAAUCUCAUAACCCUUCCUGUCAUCCAGCCGCUGGAGGCCGAGGCCGGCUCGAAGAUGUGGAAGGCGCGAGAGGCCACCAUGGACAAGUGCGAGGUGGCCCCCCGCGAGAAGGUGAGGGCGCUGGACGCGCAGAUGUCGACCGCGAAGUGGGCUGGGGCUCUCGCGCGUCUGAGCGCCGACUUGACGAAAGUGGAAUUCCACAUGCCCGCCAUCGCGGGCGAGUUGUUCAUGACAGACAACCACCCGAGCACCGUGACGUUGCGCCGCGACGCCUGUCGGAGGGGCCCUGCGGCGUUCAACGUGUUGGGCGCUGGCUGCUACGUGGCGGCGCUCGACGGGGCCAUGAUCCUCAUGGUGCACAAGAUCCACGACCUGCUCAACAAUGGCAUCGUGAUCUCCAACCUGCCAGGGUUGGCCUGUUUCAUGAACCCAAAGGCGUGCGCGAUCUUCACUUUGCCGAAGAUGACGAUGGCGUGGAUUCCCCACGGUUUCUUGUGCACUGCGGUGUGCUACAACGGGGUUGCUGCAAACGACAGGGAGGCUGCGAAAUGGGCCCACUUUCUCUCAGUGACGGUCUUGGCGAUUGGCCUCGCGCAGCAGACCCCGAAGCACGCGUUCGCCGCCUUGGCCAAGGACCUCGACGACCAUUGCAAGACGGAGAGUGCGCAGGUGUGGAAGGACCGCGCUGCGGUGUGGGCCGCCUUCUCGAAGCACGUCCUCGGUGAGUGA
Molecule: messenger RNA, 6819 nt
Organism: Prorocentrum cordatum
Lineage: Eukaryota; Dinophyceae; Prorocentrales; Prorocentraceae
Source: the annotation of a GenBank genome assembly